Messenger RNA from Pteropus alecto (black flying fox), 498 nucleotides. RefSeq names its product double homeobox A (gene DUXA). Lineage: Eukaryota; Metazoa; Chordata; Mammalia; Chiroptera; Pteropodidae. The record is from RefSeq and is a predicted model, not a curated record. Gene Ontology annotation, molecular function: DNA binding. The coding region runs from base 1 to 498 and encodes 165 amino acids. The transcript has 4 exons.
AUGAAUCAUAGACGAAGCCGGACCAAAUUCACGGAAGAUCAGUUGAAAAUCCUCAUCAAAGCAUUCAACCAAAAACCUUACCCAGGUUAUGCCACCAAACAAAAGCUUGCUUUAGAAAUCAACACUGAAGAGUCUAGAAUCCAGGUUUGGUUUCAGAAUCGAAGAGCUAGGCACCGAGUUCAGAAAGGAUCAGAACCUGAGAAGGACUCUGAAGCAAGCCAAAACCAAGAUUUCUCUGAAGACAAGAUUCAUAGUAGAGGAGAUAGACGGUGUCGUACCAGCUACACUUCCUUCCAGCUAUACACCCUCAUCACAGCAUUUACGAACAACCCUUAUCCUGGGAUUGAUUCCAGAGAGCAACUUGCUAAGGAAAUUGGAGUUCCAGAGUCAAGAGUCCAAGUUUGGUUUCAAAAUCGGAGAUCCAGAUUUAGUGUCGGGAGAAAAAGAGAAUUUGAUGAGCUCUUGGAACAGAAACAAGACCCAGAUCAAGAUUUCUGA